UUCUUGACCUGACUAAGACAAAUUUAAACACAGCAAACUCAACCAAACAAAAACCAAAAUCCAAAAAAAAAACAUGAAUCACUCUCUCACAACAACAACCACCACCAACCAACAACAACAGCAACAUCAAACCCAUCAAGAUGGUCAACAGCAGCAACAACAACAACAACAACAACUACCACUUAAAGCAAACCAACAUCGAAUGAAUUGUAAUAAUCAACUCAGAACUAACCAACUACAGAUCCAACACCAUCCAACAACAACAGUAGAUCGAAUACAACUGCCUAACAACAAUCACUCCUCAAACUCACUCAAAGAAUCCAUCAAGUUAAACGAAACUAGGCAUACAAACAACAACAAGAAGAAGAAGAUCGAUCUGGAAAGCUUCCCUCAAGAAACCCUACUGAAGAACCUAGCUAACUUAUUCGAUAGAAUCACCUCAAGGAAUGACCAUCUCAAUAAUCACACCAGAAGAAGACCUGCAACACCCUCUAGCGAACUUGGCAGAAAACCACAGGAUCUGCUCAGACGGAGGAGACGAAGACGGCCUGGAGCUGAAGAAGCAGAACGAGCAAGCACUCAUCAAGAGGACUCAUUCAUGACUGAGAAUCUCAAUUAUUAUGAUAAUCACCCUAGACGUGAUAAUGACGAGGACUCCGAGGAUGAUGAUGAUGACGAUGAUGAUGAUGAUGACGAAACGGAAGAAGAAGAAGACGAGGACGAAGGAAGGAGACUAAACACGCGUCCAACUCAAAGCCCGACUGUUAUCCAUUUCCAAAAACUAAAUCAACAAAACACACGUUCACCGUAUUCAUCGCCACUUGCCGAACCCAGCUGUUCACCCAACACUCAUCAUAGCAGCACUAACAAGGAACAGCAGCUCUCGACGGCCUCGCUCGAACUGCUCUCAAAGCCCAACUCAAUCCUCACCUUCCAUGCGAAAAUCGUCCCGCAAAUCUCGAUCGAGGCCUAUCUGCUUCGCAUCCUCAAGUAUUGUCCAACCUCUAAUGGCGUGUUUCUUUCGACUCUAAUCUACUUGGAUAGGCUCUGUACGUUCAAUCACUGUCAUCCAUCAUCAACAGCCUCAUCAUCCUCAUCAUCACAAACAACAACAACAACAACACCAUUAUCAUCAUUAUCAUCUUCAUCAUCAAUUACAUCGACAACAACAUCAUCAACAACAACUACUACUUCAUCAUCAUCAUUAUCAUCAUCUGUAACUAAUUUCAAUGAGAUUGCUAAGAAGAAAAAGAAGAAGAACAAAUGGAAUCUGUCGCCUAAUCAUCUCACUCAAUUCAACUUCCAUUUCGUCAUCGAUUCGUGGAACGUUCAUCGAUUCUUAAUCGCCUCCAUCACUGCCGCAAGCAAACUAUUGAGCGACGUCUUUUACACCAACUCGCGAUAUGCCAAGGUUGGAGGGUUGCCGUUAGAAGAGCUCGAAGAAUUGGAGAUCAAGUUCUUGUUGAUGAGCGAUUUCAGAUUGAUGAUCAGUGCGUCCGAGUUUGAGGACUACACGGAACGAUUGCUAGGAUCAUCCUCCUCAAUCACCACCCCCACUCGCUGCAAACUCCCAUCCACAUCCACAUCCCCACCAGCAACAACAACAACAAGAAGAACGAUAAUAGUGACGGAAGAGACUGACGAAGAAUCAGAAGAAGGAAUGGAUGGUGAAGGAUCGGAUUCGGAUUCGGACACGGAUACCGAACAGGACCGGCUCAGAUCGGGCCAUCUUAACGCCAUCCUGACGCCCCAUUCUGGCCUGAUUCACCAUGAAUCUUCGUCUGCUUCCUCGGUCUCUUCCUGUAACUCUUCCGAACGUAGCUCGUGCUCGACUAUCACCCCUCAUUCUCCUCCCCCUCCUCAGACUCCUACUCAUCCUCCUAAAUCCCCGCCGGUCACCCUCCCUACUACGCCCAGAUCCGCCUUCGCUUCUUCCUCUUCCUCUUCUGCUUCUCCUUCAAUCUCUUGAUCCUUCUCCCCCCCUCCCCUUUUUUUGUCGCAAUUUUUUCGUCGUACACAUCCUCUCCCUUCCCCCUUUUUUUCUUUCCUCUCAUUUAUUUAUUUCCUCUCAUUAUUUAUUUAUUUACUUAUUUUUUUUUAAGAUAGAGAACAUCCUCCUAUCCUCUCUUCUCCCUUGAUUCAGUCAAUCAUUAUCAGUCAUCAUUUUUUUUUAUUUACUUCACAAUACUUCAUCCCCCUUUCUUUCAUGUCUUCCCUCCCUUAAGUAGAACAAGCUUUCUGUUUGUUUCUUCCCUCUCAUGUCAAUGUCAAUGUUAUUGUUUGUUUGUUUGUUUGUUUGUUUAUAGAAUUAUAAAGUACAGUAGACCCUUUUCAAAUAAAUAGAUUCAUCUAAUUUAUUGUGACUUUUUUCUUUUCUAGCCAUGGGGUGUUAAUUUAUGUUUAAUAAUAAUUUGGCUUUUUUUUUAUCCCUGAUUAAGCGCUUGUUUGCAGGCACUGAAAUAAAUGAGCAAUGUGAAGUGAAUUGUUG
Molecule: messenger RNA, 2488 nt
Organism: Puccinia graminis f. sp. tritici CRL 75-36-700-3
Lineage: Eukaryota; Fungi; Basidiomycota; Pucciniomycetes; Pucciniales; Pucciniaceae
Exons: 2
Coding region: 74-1969 (631 amino acids)
Biological process (GO): regulation of cyclin-dependent protein serine/threonine kinase activity
Cellular component (GO): cyclin-dependent protein kinase holoenzyme complex; nucleus
Molecular function (GO): cyclin-dependent protein serine/threonine kinase regulator activity; protein kinase binding
Source: RefSeq, a predicted model, not a curated record